CCCUUCCCUUCCCCCUUCCUUUUCCCCGCGCGAUGUUGAUCACUGAUCUCCCGAGUCCCAGACAGGCCUUACAGUUACCACUAGGCUAAAAAUCCCGAACGCCAACCGCCGCACCGCGGGACACCGCCGGAGACCGCGGCAAUUGGCGUCACUCGCGGCAGGGUGCCCUGGGGGUUGGUAGCAUGUUACAGUGACAGUCAAGAUGGUGGACGGAGUACAGACACUGGACUCUAGGGAGAGACAUUGCAGAGUCGCAAAAAAAAAGUCUAAUCUCCAGAUUCUGGGCUUGUGCCAGAGUCUGGGGAAGUUCAAGGGUGACCACUGGAGCUCGGUUUCGCUCGCACAAAAGGUCGGACGAAAAUCUGUCUUGGCGCCUCGAGAGCUUAUUGCCCUAGGUGAGGUGGUAUGCCGAAGAUGCAGAUUGACAUCUAACUUGCUGAGAAUAGACCGGGUUUGCGAUGCUGCCAGUGUGACAAUAUCUGUUCGAUGGGUGGGAUUUCUCGUCGGCCACGUCAACUUCCAGGUGCUCAAGCUAAAGUCAAGACAAGGAAGGCUCCUGACAGCAGAUGUGAAAGUUGCCGCCGCCAAGAAACGGUUUUCAGCACAAGAGACGAAAUUGCAAACACACCUCACCAAGAAGGCUGAGAGCCUGAGACGGUGUGUUUUUCACAUUCUGAAUACGGAUAUCCGACUCUUGGAUUUAGUGUGUGUGUGGACUGUGUUCCCCGUUGUCUCUGUACGAUGGGGACAUGGAGACUUUUCUGCAUGGGUGGAGGAGGGGAAAAUGGUUCGAUGCCGGUGCCAUGACGCGGGAGCUCAGAGAUAAGGUGCAAUUCACGUGUAAAAUCAAUGUGUCCCGCAUUAUGGCGACUGGCUGGCUGUCCGCUGGUUGGCGGCGGCGGCGGCGGCGGUGGCCUGUCACUGAGGUCCGUCCCUCCACCGUUCAGGGCGGAGAACUCCUACUAGUUAGACUUUAGUUAAGAGAGUGAUUAAUUACUGGACUCCGACUCGACGGAAGAGCGG
Messenger RNA from Colletotrichum acutatum, 1023 nucleotides. RefSeq lists its product as uncharacterized. The transcript has a single exon. The record is from RefSeq and is a predicted model, not a curated record. Lineage: Eukaryota; Fungi; Ascomycota; Sordariomycetes; Glomerellales; Glomerellaceae. The coding region runs from base 203 to 826 and encodes 207 amino acids.